Messenger RNA from Phytophthora infestans T30-4, 951 nucleotides. Its product is annotated as biotin-protein ligase, putative. The record is from RefSeq and is a predicted model, not a curated record. The transcript is spliced from 3 exons. Bases 1 to 951 code for a protein of 316 amino acids. Gene Ontology annotation, molecular function: biotin--[biotin carboxyl-carrier protein] ligase activity. Gene Ontology annotation, biological process: protein modification process. Gene Ontology annotation, cellular component: cytoplasm. NCBI's taxonomy places the organism in Eukaryota, Oomycota, Peronosporomycetes, Peronosporales, Peronosporaceae.
AUGCUCGGUAGACAAAUGGCGGAAGAAUUACGCUACUACGCACGCUCAGAGCGCCACCUACAGGCGUUACAGACAUGGCUGGAGGCCUCAAAGCCCUCAUACCCCGCCUCUGUAGCUUCUGGGGACUCAGAUCCGGUCCAGUGCAAGCUGUUCCCACUCCUCAAGACGCAGGAGUUGGGUGGUGUCGUGCUCUACAGCCCAACCCUCGGCUCGACCCAGACGCUACUCCGUGAGACGCUAAAACCUGCCGCUCCUGCAGGUGUCGUGUGUUAUACAGAGCUGCAGUCGAGCGGCAAGGGUCGCGGCACCAACACGUGGUCGUCACCCGAAGGAUGCCUAACCUUCUCCUUCCAGAGCAGCUUCACGGACGGCGCCACACUUCCCUUCGUGCAGUAUCUCGUAUCACUGGCCAUCAUUAAGGCAGUGGAGGCAGUUCACGCCGCAAUUCCCGGUAGUGCCGGCCCUGUGAAGAUCAAAUGGCCCAAUGACAUCUACGCCAAUCAGGUCAAGAUCGGAGGAAUCCUUUGCCAGUCUGAAUACCGCGACGGCAAGUUCAGUGUCACCACAGGCGUUGGCAUCAACAUUUCAAACCAGACACCGACGAUCUGUCUUCAGGACAUUUUGGGCACUGAAGAGCACCCUUGCACCGUGACAAAAGAGGAGUUUUUGGCUGCGUUCUGCAACGUGUACGAACCCAUGGAGAAGCUGUUCCUCGAGGAAGGCUUUGAGCCAUUUAUGACGGACUAUCUCGCGCGGUGGUUGCACUCCGAUCAGGUUGUGCAGGUCGCGAGCGGUGAUGAUGCAGGUGGCAAGAAGGUGCCGGCAGUGAUCAAGGGACUCACCAGCACGGGAUGUCUAUUGGCGCAAGGUGGCGAUGGCUCUCGUCUCGAACUCUAUCCGGACGGGAACUCGUUCGACUUCCUGACGGGUUUGUUGAAGCGCAAGUUGUAA